AUGCUCGUGCCUCCAGACAACUUUGCGUUUGUCGAGGACGGUCUUUAUCGCUGUUCGGCGCUCGAUGCCAUCAAUGCCCCUUUUUUGGAAACGCUUGGGCUGUCUACUAUUGUUUGGCUCGAUGAGGAAAAGCCGCCUCGCGCAAUCAAUCAGUAUAUCGAGGACAACCAUGUGCGACUGUGCCACCUGAAAGAGUCCAGCGUCAUUCCUGAAGAUACCGACAGCAUGCGGUUCCAGGAUUGGAUGGUUCUGAGGCCUACGUUGGUAGCAGAAACGUUCCAGAUCCUGCUCGACUACCAGACGUACCACGACUGUCUGUUGGUGGAUAGGAGCGAGGUAGUGAUCGGGUUGCUAAGACGUGUCCAGAGAUGGAGCUACUCGAGUAUUUCCAACGAAUACAGGCUUUUUGCCAACAACAAGGCCAACUAUGCGGUGGAGAAUUAUUUGGAGCUAGUGAGCAUCGAACUGGUGCCGUACGAGAGAAUGGUCGAUCAGGACGACGAGGACGAGGAAAAUACGGUGGUCGAGGAGCCAAAGAGCCUGGAGAAAGACCUGAGCAACAGCCCGCACCUGUCUGUGUCGAUGUCGCCGCAGAUCCCCAAAACGCUGCUCAAGAUGGUGGAGAUGCGUCGCCAGAAACGGAAGCACAGACAGGAGAGACAGGAAAGCAUCAGCUAUUCAGGAGUGAGUUUCUACAAGCCGGCAGGAACGGCGUCUGUGCGGGUGCGGCUGCCCAGAGAAGAGAACCUGCCGGCCUGGUUCAUCGAGCUGAGAACAAGGUGGGAGCAGGAGGCCUGA
Molecule: messenger RNA, 798 nt
Organism: Ogataea angusta
Lineage: Eukaryota; Fungi; Ascomycota; Pichiomycetes; Pichiales; Pichiaceae
Exons: 1
Coding region: 1-798 (265 amino acids)
Molecular function (GO): phosphatase activity
Source: RefSeq, a predicted model, not a curated record